Molecule: messenger RNA, 1034 nt
Organism: Puntigrus tetrazona (Sumatra barb)
Lineage: Eukaryota; Metazoa; Chordata; Actinopteri; Cypriniformes; Cyprinidae
Product: mast cell protease 4-like
Exons: 5
Coding region: 184-948 (254 amino acids)
Biological process (GO): proteolysis
Molecular function (GO): serine-type endopeptidase activity
Source: RefSeq, a predicted model, not a curated record
AGUAAAGUGUAAACAGCCUCAGCUAUUUCAAGAAAGACCGACAUCUACCUCCUCAAGCCUACUAUCUACCAAUUAUCAUACUGAGUUAUUUUCAUACCACAAACUGAAAGUAACAGAUUACGCGAAGCUCAGUUUCUUCACCCAUACAGCUAGCGAGAACUCAAUGAUUUACUGACUGUCUUCAUGAUGGCCAUCAUCUCUCUGCUCCUGCUGGCCUCUCUGCUGCCACACCUGACCUACAACGCUCGUGUGAAUGUGGGUAUAGUGAACGGCAAAGAAGCGAAACCCCACUCCAGACCUUACAUGGUUUCUGUCCAAGAAAAGGAGCAGCAUAUCUGCGGUGGAUUCCUCAUCUCUGAUAGAUUUGUCAUGACUGCUGCGCACUGCCGAAACAACGCUCAAGUUCUGACGGUCUUGUUAGGCGCACAUGACCUAGGAAAAAAGAAUGAGAAUUCAAUACGAUUCAGAGUGGAUUCGUACCAUCAGCAUCCAAAAUACACCACAGAAACCUAUCACAAUGACAUCUUGCUUUUGAAGUUAGAAAAAAAUGUACAACUGAACAACAACAUCAAGUGGAUACCUAUACCACAGAAAGAAGGGGAUAUCGAAGCUGGUUCUGUUUGCAGUGUCGCUGGCUGGGGAUAUUUAGUAACUAACAAGACAAGCGAUCUCCUCAUGGAGAUAAACGUGAAGGUCUUGAAUAAUGUGGAAUGUGAAAGUAAAUGGGGGAAGAAACAGUUUUCAGCUUCGCAGAUGAUGUGUGUUCAUGGAGAUGGAGGAAGCUGUGACGGGGAUUCAGGAGGUCCGUUGGUUUGUGGAGACACUGCGGUUGGCAUCACUUCCUUUGGUGACCCUGAUCAAUGCAAUUCACAAAAGCUACCUGAAGUUUAUAUUAAUAUUUCCGCUUAUCUUCCAUGGAUAAAGAACAUAAUUGGAAACGUAAACUGAAUCUUGCAGAUAACAUAGGGUGAUUGUUUUGGGACACAUGUUAAUUUUCCUCUAAAUCUGCUUUUAAUAAACACAGUAUACAUUUA